CAUGCGCAGUGUGGGUUCAUAAACACGUGUUGCCAGUCACCGGAGUGCUGAAGAUCCUACAGCUUCGCUGGUCAUUAGAGUUAUUUCUGUUGUUUAUUUGCUAAUCUCUAGACGUGUUUCUGUUUAGUUAAAUAGUACUGUCCUCCGUGAAGCUCUUGCCGAGAGGACCUGUCUGUUUAUAAGUUACGUUAGUCACUGAUUAAAACACAACAAACACAAUGACUGAAGCUGAAGUCAAUCCGAAAGCCUACCCCCUGGCAGACGCCACUCUCUCCAAAACCAUCCUGGACCUGGUGCAGCAGGCGGCAAACUACAAACAGCUGAGAAAAGGAGCCAAUGAAGCCACCAAAACUCUUAACCGUGGGAUUUCUGAGUUCAUUGUGAUGGCGGCUGAUGCUGAACCUCUGGAGAUCAUCCUGCACCUGCCGCUGCUGUGUGAGGAUAAGAACGUGCCAUAUGUGUUUGUGCGGUCUAAACAAGCUCUUGGACGUGCGUGUGGAGUGUCAAGACCUGUGAUUGCCACAUCAGUCACCAUUAAGGAAGGAUCACAGCUGAAACCUCAGAUUCAGUCUGUGCAGAUGUCUAUUGAAAGACUCCUAGUUUGAGCUCAUUCUACUUACACAUUUGUUUUCAAGUUUUAUAAAUGAUUUCUUUGUACAAUCCUUAAGGAUUUUUCAUUUUCUUUUUGAAUGUUAAAAUCAAAUAAAGUUGAGUGUGUUCCUCAGCAAUUGACAGCCGAAAUAAAGUUCGGUUUAAAUCAAGUGA
Molecule: messenger RNA, 765 nt
Organism: Carassius gibelio (silver crucian carp)
Lineage: Eukaryota; Metazoa; Chordata; Actinopteri; Cypriniformes; Cyprinidae
Gene: snu13b
Product: SNU13 homolog, small nuclear ribonucleoprotein b (U4/U6.U5)
Exons: 3
Coding region: 219-605 (128 amino acids)
Biological process (GO): ribosome biogenesis; maturation of SSU-rRNA; mRNA splicing, via spliceosome
Cellular component (GO): precatalytic spliceosome; small-subunit processome; box C/D methylation guide snoRNP complex
Molecular function (GO): RNA binding
Source: RefSeq, a predicted model, not a curated record